AUAAAUGUGGUCCCUCAGCUCUGGGCCUGUCUUCCUGAGGGUGGAGCUCAGUCAGAGGCUGUGCUCCUUCCUGCUGCUCACACCCUGGGCCGCACAGCCAAGGAGAACAGGGGCCGGUCCGCCCCUUGCUUACUGCAGCCACAGCGGGAGUACGCAGCGUCUGCGUUUCCCAGGAGAGGAGUGUUCCUGUGCCAGGUCUUCAGAGAGCACUUCACGAGAUUCAGCAUUUUCUGGUCUUUCACUGGAAACAUUUGGAUCUGACCUGUGACACCAGAGAUUUCUUUUCUCUCCUGAGCUGCACCUCUCCUGAAACCAGCCAUGAACCAGUCCUCCUCCUCCAGAUCACCUGCCCCAAAUGCUCAUGAUUUGGCCUUCAAGUUUGAAAAGUUUUUUAAGGCAUUCAAGUUAGAAAGUAAAAUCCUCUCUCAGGAAACAAUCAAUUUGAUUCAUUCAUGCCUGGUGAUUGGGAACCUUCAGACAGCAGUUUGUAUCAUCACUGAGGCACUGAGAGAGAUCGAGAAUGCUCCACUGAGCAUUGCUGUGACUGGGGAGACUGGGUCAGGGAAGUCCAGUUUCAUCAAUGCCCUGAGGGGUAUUGGGCAUGAGGGAGAAGGUGCAGCCCCCACUGGGGUGGUGGAGACCACCAUGGAGAGAAUUCCAUACAAACACCCAAAGUUUCCAAAUGUGACACUCUGGGACCUGCCUGGCAUUGGUUCCACUACAUUUACACCAGAGAUAUAUCUGAAGAAACUGAACUUUGGUGAGUAUGACUUCUUUAUUAUUACCUCUGAUACACGCUUCAGGGAAAAUGAUGCACAGCUGGCCAAAGCAAUUGGAAAAACGGGGAAGAAUUUCUACUUUGUUCGAACAAAAGUGGACAGCGAUAUACUUAAUGAACGAAGAAGUAAACCUCAGACCUUCGACCAGGAGAGAAUCCUACAAAUGAUUCGCAAGAGCUGUCAGGGAAAACUACAGGAGGUCAUGAGUCACCCUCGGGUCUUCUUGGUCUCCAACAUUGAUGUGUCUGACUAUGAUUUCCCAAACCUGGAGAUGACACUUCUGAGGGAGCUCCCAGCACAGAAGCGCCACAUCUUCAUGCUCUCCCUGCCCAGUGUCACUGAGGCUGCCAUUGACCUGAAGAGGGACUCCCUGAAGCAGAAGGUGUGGCUGGAGGCACUGAAGUCUGGAUUACUGGCCACCAUCCCUUUUGUGGGUGUGAUCAGUGAUCUGGAGAAGCUGGAGGAGACCUUAACCCUGUACCGGUCUUACUUUGGCCUGGAUGAUGCAUCCCUGGAAACCAUGGCCAAUGAUUUGCAUGUGUCAGUGGAGAAACUCAAGUCACACAUUCAGUCUCCACAUUUGCUGUCUGUUGAGAAGGAAAAAGAUUCUCUAAUGAAAAAACUGUUGAAAUGUAUUAAAAUGGUUUUGUCAGCCAUGGGGGGGCCCCUUGCCACUGGACUGUACUUUACAAAGACCUUCUAUUUGCAAAAUUACUUUCUUGAUACUGUGGUUAGUGAUGCUAAAGCUCUCCUUAAAAAAGAAGAGCUUUUCACAGAAAAUACCAGUCUUUCCUAGUUCUACACCUAGGCCUGGUGCUCCUGUGCCAACUCAGGCCUCCUGAGCUUUCCAUGCUCCCAGCCCUGGAUUAACCUCUUCCUUUAGUACCUUUCCUGAUAAAAUGUUGGAUUAACUGUAAAGGCUUGCUCAAAAUCUCCCUAUGGAAAUAAAGGAAGGGAGUCUGGCAUUCUAUACUGAGAAAUGAGACCAUCUCAGUGGCCCAGCUACUUUGUGUCCAGGGCUAGACUUACUAACAUUAUAUUAAUGGCAAAUUGUUUAUCUCAAUGCCUGGCACCCAGUAGGUGCUCUAUAAAUGUUUGAUGAAUGGUCCUAUCCCAUGCUUAGUAGUCAUUCCCGACGUGCCCCUCUGAUGGAUCCUCUGUCUCCAUCCAGAGCCAAUUGUCUUGUCUGACAAGCCUCUGCAAUGUAACAAUAAAGAACACAGUAGUAUAAGCCCUGA
Molecule: messenger RNA, 2017 nt
Organism: Manis pentadactyla (Chinese pangolin)
Lineage: Eukaryota; Metazoa; Chordata; Mammalia; Pholidota; Manidae
Product: T-cell-specific guanine nucleotide triphosphate-binding protein 2-like
Exons: 2
Coding region: 319-1575 (418 amino acids)
Biological process (GO): cellular response to interferon-beta; defense response
Cellular component (GO): endoplasmic reticulum membrane
Molecular function (GO): GTP binding; GTPase activity
Source: RefSeq, a predicted model, not a curated record